AUGUCCGUUUUCCUCGUUUUCACUAUCUUUUGUUUGUUGUACUUCGCAGUGCUUGGGGUAGAAAUAGAUGAUUGUAAGCCCACCAGAUGCAUGAAACAUGGGCCAACUAUUCGUUUCCCUUUCAGAGACAAAAAUCGAAGCCCUCAACACUGCGGGUAUCCAGGUUUUGAUGUGCUUUGCAAUGAGAGCAAGGAGACGGUGCUUGAACUGCCUUUCUCUGUACAAGUUGCUGUAAAGAAGAUCAACUACGUUCUUCAGCAAGUUGACCUUUAUGAUCCUGAAAAAUGUCUUGUGAAAAAGCUACCUCAUCUGAAUUUAUCCACAUCCCCAUUACAGUUCUUGAGUACAGAAAAAUGGGAUUUUAUCCUUGUUAAUUGUUCUGACGCUUCACGAAGAGGUUUAUUUUACUCGUUUCCUUGUCUUGGUGAUUCCAGUUCUCAUUUUCUUGCCAUUACCGAGUCUGAGUGGGAUAAUGUUGGUUCACUUGAUUUGACUUCCUGUACGAGGUUACAUAAAGUUUAUGUUCCAUACAAUGUAAGAAAUGAGAAAUAUCUCCAUCUGAGGUGGUCUGAACCAGCAUGCAGUGGCUGUGAAGCGAAAGGAAAGUGGUGCAGGUUAUCAAGUAAGUCAACAAGCGGCGGACAUCAAAUACAGUGUGUCCACAAACCUAACACGACUAGAGCAUCGAUGGGGCCAAUGGUUGGAGGUGCAGCCUUAGGUUCAUGUCUCUUUGUGACAAUCCUCGCAUCCCUUGUCCUUCUUUACAUCUCAUUUAGAUCAGAAAGACAGAAUCACAUCAAGAUUGAGAAGUUUCUAGAAGAUUACAGAGCCCUCAAGCCCACUAGAUUCUCCUACUCAGACAUCACAAGAAUCACUCGUAAGUUCAGCGAGAAACUCGGCGAAGGAGGCUACGGAAUUGUUUACAAGGGCAGACUGUCUAACCGAAUAGACGUAGCCGUCAAAUUACUCCACAACUCGAAGGGCAACGGUGAAGAGUUUGUGAAUGAAGUCAGCACCAUUGGCAGAAUACACCAUGUCAACAUUGUCCGUCUCCUCGGGUUCUGUGCCGAGGGAUCCAAACGGGCCCUUGUCUAUGAAUUCCUACCAAACGACUCCUUAGAAAAGUUCAUCUUUCGGUCUGCGAAAACAUCCCUCGGCUGGAGGAAUCUGCGGGACAUCACCCUCGGCAUAGCCAGAGGAAUCAAGUAUCUCCACGAGGGGUGUGACCAGCAAAUCCUGCAUUUCGACAUAAAGCCACACAACAUAUUGUUGGACCGAAACUUCGGGCCGAAGAUAUGCGAUUUCGGGCUUGCGAAGCUCUGCUCGAAAGAACAAAGUGGUGUGACGAUGACGAUUGCUCGGGGGACUAUGGGCUACAUUGCCCCGGAGGUUCUCUCGAGGACUUUUGGGAGGGCUUCGUAUAAGUCCGAUGUGUACAGUUUCGGGAUGAUGGUGCUCGAGAUGGUUGGUGGGAGGAAGAAUGUGGACCCGAACGUGAAAACGAGCCAGGUGUUUUUUCCUCAGUGGGUUUAUAAUCGUCUGGAUUCGGAGUUUGGGGAGGAUUUUUGGGCUCGAGUGGAGGAUGGGGAAAAUGGGAGUAUAGCAAAGAGACUCACUAUUGUGGGGCUGUGGUGCAUACAGUGGAGUCCGAACGAUCGUCCGUCUAUGAAAGAGGUUGUUGUGAUGUUAGAGGGAAGUGAAGAGAGUCUCGUUAUUCCUCCAAACCCAUUUGCAGCUACCGAUGGUACAAGCUCUGUAGCGGGAAUAAUACAGGGAAGGCAUCGUCAUCAUCAGAUAGAGUUGCCUUCCAUACAAGAAUCGGAGUAUUUUAGUGCUUAA
Molecule: messenger RNA, 1839 nt
Organism: Striga hermonthica
Lineage: Eukaryota; Viridiplantae; Streptophyta; Magnoliopsida; Lamiales; Orobanchaceae
Source: the annotation of a GenBank genome assembly